AUGGCUCCAGCAACGAUAAUUGAAACAGAACCGUCGUCUCUCUUCCCCCACGGAGGGUGGGACACCCAUCACCAUAUUUUCGACCCCGAAACGUUCCCCUAUAGCCCGAACCGACAUCUCACGCCGCCCGCUGCCACAGUCCAGGACUUUGAUGAUUUCAGGAAGAAAUUGGGAAUUACGAAAUCAGUUCUCACCCAUGGAUUGUCAUAUGGAGAUGAUUGCACUUCGCUAAAAGCCUUUGUCCCACAGCUGGGCAAAAAGGUGACCAAGGCGAUUGGUGUCAUUGACCCCGAGGAGACGAGCGAUGAGGAAAUCUACGCCAUGCAUGCCGCUGGAACCCGAGGGAUUAGAGUGAAUCUCUAUCGAUACAGCGCCAUGGAGGAUGUAAGUCUUCAAAAGAAGGCACUCGCGGCCCAUUUGAGGAGAAUCACCAGCCUCUCACUCCCAUGGAGUCUCACGAUGACCACGAUCCGGACCGAGUUUUGGUCUGAGUUGGAGCCUUUCGUUCGGGAGAAUGUGGUCAAGGAGGGUGUAUCAUUGAUCACCGAUCACUUUGCCCUCCUCAAGGCCCCGAGCAUGUUACCGCUUGAGUUCAAGGAUGACCCCACCAAACAGCCUGGCUUCGAGCCCAUAAUGAGACUCGUGCGCAGCGGCCAUCUGUGGGUAAAAUUGAGUGCUCCAUAUCGGGUGAGCGAGUUGAAACCCGGGUAUGAAGACCUCGAAUUUCUCGUCCGAGCAUUCGUCGACGCCAACAAACAUCGCGUUUUGUGGGGUAGCGAUUGGCCUCAUACUCCGCGCAUGAAAGUCCGUACUCAUGAUGAAGCAAUGAGAGAGACGCCCAAUAUGGAUGUCGACGACGAGGCAUGGCUACGAAGCUUGAGGCUUUGGCUGUCUGACGAGGAAUGGGAUUUGUUAAUGGUUCAGAAUCCUAGCCAGCUAUUCGGCAACUAA
This is a messenger RNA of Ilyonectria robusta, 951 nucleotides long. RefSeq lists its product as uncharacterized. Gene Ontology annotation, molecular function: hydrolase activity. Lineage: Eukaryota; Fungi; Ascomycota; Sordariomycetes; Hypocreales; Nectriaceae. The record is from RefSeq and is a predicted model, not a curated record. Bases 1 to 951 code for a protein of 316 amino acids. The transcript has 2 exons.